CCCCUCCCACUGUACGACUAGUUAUAUCCUUCGGUUGGCUAAGAGGAGAGGCACCCCCAUCUCACCCACUAUCUUCCAAGCAAUGGUUUGCAUGUACCGUUGAGGUGCCAUUCGUUCUCUUCUUUCAGUACCUUGGGCCUCACCCGUUCCAGUGGCACCCGCUGGCACGAUCUUGAUCGUUUGGUUCUGUUUUCUCUCUGUCUCCUACGUCAAGCUGGGUUAUCAGACGUCAUGAUACUUCCCAGGCCUUUUGGGACCAGGACCCUCCUAUGCCUCUGGCUGUGUCUUAACCUAGCUGUUGCGGUCCUUGUUAAUCCUAUCAGGAGAGAUGACGGCCCGUCGUCGAUCGCAAGUCCUGAUCCGACCCCGGCGCCGAGUCCAACUCAUGGCGGAGACAUAGCAUCAGCACCGGUGGACAGCUCCAAGACCCCCGAGACCCCUGAGACACCCGCCAGCUCAUCCAAACCUUCGACGACGACUUCGACGCCGUCAAGUGUCUCCCCAACCCCUUCCGUUGUCGGUGGCGGUGCCUCGCUGAACAGCACUCUCUUCAACAGUACAAUUCUUGCCGGGGAGCUUCCUAUUUCCCCCAAGAUAACUCCAGCAUGGGCCGCUUCUGGCGUUAUAUUGCUGGGAGCCGGGGUCAUCUACACCCUUGUUGGCAUCAAGUCGAAGGUGUUGCACGUCUUCUUCUCCGUUGCCGCCCUAGGAAGCCUCGGGACGACUGUGCUCAUACUAUACAUCAUGACGCCGCCGAUCCGUGAGGCUAUCCAGGGCGCAUAUGUCGCUGCUAUAGUUUGCACCGGCUUUAUACUCGGCGGAGCUUCCAUUGUCUUUAAAGAUACGACAGAAUCAGCGGCCUGUUUUCUUGGAGGCUUUUGCUUCGGCAUGUGGCUGCUCUGUCUUCGUCCGGGAGGCCUUCUGCCAGAAAAGGGAACCAAGGUGGCAGUCAUCACCGUGUUUGCCGUUGCUGUAUUUGCCCUGUAUUUCAUCCGACGCAUCAGGACAUAUGUGCUUAUCGGCGGCAUAUCGUUCUCGGGAGCGACUGCGAUCGUGUUGGGUAUCGACUGUUUCAGCCGGGCUGGGCUGAAGGAAUUCUGGGCCUACAUAUGGGCAUUGAACGAUAAUCUUUUCCCAAUUGGAACUAAAACAUACCCCAUCAACAAGGGGAUGCGAGUCGAGCUUGCCGUCACCGUUGUCAUCGCCGGCGCCGGCGUCGCCUCGCAACUUAGGCUGUGGAAAGUUAUCAGAGAACGGCGCGAGAAGCGAGACACGGAGCGUACAGAGAGAAACCGCAGCCGGGAGGAUGAGGAGGAAAUCGCUGGACGGCGAAUUGAGGGGGAAAACGACCGCGAGCGGAGACAAUGGGAGCGCGUGUACGGAAAUGGAGCUCCCCACGAUAGCCUCCGGGGCUCGGCGGACUCUGGCGUUGGAGAUAUGGAUAGCGAAAAGAGACUGCGGAACAUCGACACCGCGGUUGCAGCGACGCCGGGGACGCGAAGUCCCGCCGAUGAGAACCUAGAAAUGGCGGGAAUAUCGCCUGAUCACAGCGGCGCUCCAGAGACGGCGAUACCGCAGAUUACGGGGGGUGGGGUAAUCACGGUCCGGCCAGACAAGGGAGGUAUCGAUGCGAAUCUGUCGCACGCCGUCCCUUUCCAAUUCGGGGUCGCUGCACCGGGGCAUGACGGGGACGAGCGGUCCUCUGUGGCGACCUUUGCGGACGAAGACGGAGACAUGCGGUCUGUCAUGGGUAGCAAGAGGAAUUCAAUGGUGAACAGACUCUCUGCGGGCUCUGCCAAGCUCCUACGAAGCCUGUCCCAGCGAUCAAGAGGGAACAACUCCGAGAUGGGCGAGAAUCCCGGUGAGAGCCAAGAGGAACUCGUGAUGUCGAGAUACUCCCAUCACGAUGACAAUGACUCACUCGCCGCCAACCGCGAUGCCUUGAGCGUGGACGACAGUGACGUCGACACUGUCCGUGAUGGAAAAGGUGGAGGCGCUGAGCGAGACAUUGAGAUCGGAGAGGAUAACGGCACGCAAGGUUCGGAUGCUGCAAGUGAGGCCACGGGCAUGGAAGUUCCGAAUACUCUGGAGGUGGAUGGUGUUGAAGAGCCAGCCCCCGAGUCAUCAGGUGCCUCGGACCAGGUAGCCAAAACUGACGUGACUGCGGCUGCUAGAGGCAUCAGCAGCACAGAAAGGGGCUCCACAAAGGGGUCCGACGAGGUAUCCCGAAAAGCGCGAUCUCUCGCUUCCCGGGAUUCAGCAUCGGCGAACCUGAGUCAAGGAAAUCUCCCCGGAGCUUUGUCACGGGUGGCCAUGUCGUAUCGGACGAACGAAUGGGCCAAGCAUCUUAGCCUUGCUGAGACCCCUGAGCCCGAGGUGUUCCAGUUGAACGAGAGUUCGGAAGAGUCUUCUCCUGAGGCCAUGAUCGACGACGAACCAGCGGCACCCCUCGACAUGGAGGAGCUGCAGAAAACCGCGGAGAACGCCACUCCGCCGCCGGCGGCACCAAGGUCGGCGAGUGCGAUGUCGAACUACUCGCAAGCCCCGACUUUGCCGCGGAGCAACUCGCAGCCCUCACUAUAUCAGGCUGCUUCCGGCCUCGAACCAUACCGCGCCUUGUCCAAGGCCCACCACCGCCGUACAUCCAUCCCCUAUGCCGAACCCAUAGCCGAGGAGGGCGAUGGCGAGACCGAUCAGCCAGCAGAAGGCAACGACUCCUCUGGGCCCUCGACAAAUCCCAGCCCCAUUCCCGCGGGCCCAUCCGCCUCGGCACCCAACCUGGCAAUCCAUCCUCCCGUCCCAGGCGUCGUCUCGUAUUCCUCCCCGCAGACCCUAAUCGGAAUGCGUGACAUGUUCCUCAGGAGCAAAUCCCAGCCAUCCUUCUACUUGCCCAGCCCCACCCCAGAACCGGCCAUGACCCCGGCCGCCUCCCGCAGCGCCAGCUACGCGUCCCUCAACGCGGCGACCGCGGAUGAGCUGCCCCUUUCGUACCGCCGCGAGCUCAUGCGGAUGCCCAGCCUCGCAACUACCCAUUACAACAACAAUAGCAACGACAACAGCAACGACAACAGCAACAACAGCAGCAGUAGCAACCUCGUCGACGGCGGCGCCCCGGCAGCCGACGCGGUCCCCUACAACAGCCACCAGCCGCAGCGGCACAGCAGCUCGACGCCCGACGCGCUGCGGUGGGCCCAGAUGGCCAGCUUCCGCAGCAGCGUAGCGGCGGACCUGCGAGGCGGCGCGCCCAUCAUCGGCAGCGCCGGCGGGGUGGCGGGGGGAGCCGUGCACGCCAAGCAGCGGGACGGGGAGGUGCGCCGCAGCGUGGACGCGCAGAGGAGCUACCUCCUGGGGCUGAGGGACGCGGACGCGCGGAGGAGGGAGGCGCGCAGGAUGGAGAGGGAGAGGGGGGAUAGGCAAUUUGAGAUGCGCAUGCGCAGCGGGGAUUUGGUAGAGGCCCAUCGGGAGGCUAUGAGGAGGUUGCAGGGCGAGGUGAAGGACUAGUUGGAAUCGGGAGGUUUUGUUUUGGUUGGCGGGGGGUUUUGCUGAAUGAUUAUCAUGUCUUCGCUCCGCUUGGCCGUAUAUGUGUUGUCUGCUUUUUUUCAUUUUCUAUCUCCACACUCAUUUGUCUACAUACCCUACCUUCCUUUCAAUGCGGGCGCUCGGUUUGGGACGGUAGAGGGGAAAGGAGGG
Messenger RNA from Phialemonium atrogriseum, 3690 nucleotides. RefSeq lists its product as uncharacterized. The coding region runs from base 232 to 3501 and encodes 1089 amino acids. Lineage: Eukaryota; Fungi; Ascomycota; Sordariomycetes; Cephalothecales; Cephalothecaceae. The transcript has 2 exons. The record is from RefSeq and is a predicted model, not a curated record.